Molecule: messenger RNA, 597 nt
Organism: Microthlaspi erraticum
Lineage: Eukaryota; Viridiplantae; Streptophyta; Magnoliopsida; Brassicales; Brassicaceae
Source: the annotation of a GenBank genome assembly
AUGGGAACAACUGUAGCGCCAUGGAAGCAGCUUCUCUUUGGUUCGAUCGAAGCUAAUUCUCACUUAAGCCACUCUUCUUACGUUCAGCUCGCGACGAUUGGUUUGAAUGGACGGCCUUCCAAUCGCACCGUCGUAUUCAGGGGAUUUGAAGAGAACAGCGAUACGAUUCGAAUCAACACCGAUCUUCGUAGUCGAAAGAUUGAAGAGCUUAAGCAUUGUCCAUUUUCCGAGCUAUGUUGGUAUUUCUCUGACUCUUGGGAGCAAUUCAGAAUCAAUGGAAGAGUUGAGGUCAUUGAUGCCUCGAGUCCGGACAAGACUAAGCUUCAGCAAAGAGAGAAAGCUUGGUUUGCUAAUUCUCUAAAGUCAAGGCUGAUGUACACUUGUCCUACUCCUGGUAGUCCUUACAACAGCGAGCAACCGAACCAAGAAGUAAAAUUAGAUCCCUCAAGUGGUCCAGUUCCUGCGUACUGCCUCCUGCUUCUAGAGCCAGAAAAGGUUGAUUACUUGAACCUGAAAAGUAACCAGAGGCUUUUGUUUUCGUCGAUGGUUAGUGGAACAGGAGACAAGUGCUGGACUUCAGAAAAGGUUAAUCCAUAG